Penicillium vulpinum is the source of this 987-nucleotide messenger RNA. Its product is annotated as putative aldo-keto reductase (AKR13). NCBI's taxonomy places the organism in Eukaryota, Fungi, Ascomycota, Eurotiomycetes, Eurotiales, Aspergillaceae. The record is from RefSeq and is a predicted model, not a curated record. Gene Ontology annotation, cellular component: cytoplasm. The transcript is spliced from 6 exons. Bases 1 to 987 code for a protein of 328 amino acids.
AUGAUAAAGACACUCUCACUUGGCGGACAGCGGGUCCCCGUUCCUGGGUUUGGCGCCAUGGGCCUCAAUUCUGCAAUGGGAUCAGACUUCAAUCUUGCACAGUCCGAGCCCGUUCUAUUGAAGGCUAUCGAGUUGGGCUGCACAUUCUGGGAUACCGCGGUUGCCUACAAAAACGGCGAAAAUGAGAAGCUGCUUGGAGAAUUCAUCAAGAAGCACAAUGUUCGCGAUAAGCUUUUCGUGGCCUCUAAGUGUGGAUUUGAUGUCUUCGGGCCCGAACGAAAGGUAACCAACUCGGCCGCCCACAUUAAAGAAUACAUCGAGGGAACAAUCGAUAGACUUGGUUUCACCCCCGAUCUCUACUAUCUCCACAGAAUCGACCCCAACACUCCCCUAGAGGAGUCUAUCGGGGCCCUGGAUGAACUCCGACGUGCCGGAAAAACAAAAUAUAUUGGCCUAUCCGAAUGCUCUGCUGAGACUUUGCGGAAGGCAAACACGAUUGCCAAGAUCGAUGCCGUUCAAGCCGAGUACUCUGCCUUUGAGACAUUACACGAGACCACUGGCCUCAUUGAGACGGCAAAGGAAUUGGAUGUGGCCUUUGUAGCAUUCAGUCCUCUGGGACACGGCUGGCUGGUGGAUGACUUCCAGUUCAAGUCUCCUGAUGAUUUCGCCCCUAAUGACUUCCGACGCACUGUUCCUAAGUUCCAAGGCGAAAACUUCUACAAGAACAAGGCUAUUGUUGACGAGAUCAAGAAGUUGGCAACCCGAAAAGGUUGCACAGUUGCACAGAUUGCCCUGGCCUGGGUUGCUGCGCAGGGAUUGAUUACUAUACCAGGAACGACCAAAGCUUCACGCUUGGAAGAAAACUGGGCAUCUCGUGAUGUCGAAUUGACAGAAGAAGAGUUGAAGGAGAUGCGAGAUAUCGUGGAGGCUGCUAAGCCGGUUGGGGAAAGAUUCUCUGCUAUCUUCCAAUCGAUGGUUGGUCACUAG